This is a messenger RNA of Hibiscus syriacus, 1238 nucleotides long. Its product is annotated as F-box protein At3g07870-like. The record is from RefSeq and is a predicted model, not a curated record. The transcript has 2 exons. NCBI's taxonomy places the organism in Eukaryota, Viridiplantae, Streptophyta, Magnoliopsida, Malvales, Malvaceae. Gene Ontology annotation, molecular function: protein binding. Bases 1 to 1176 code for a protein of 391 amino acids.
AUGCAAGGAUCAAUCAAAACUAGAUUAGAAUUACCAGAGAUGUUGGUGUUGGAGAUUCUCUCAAAGCUUCAUGUUAAAUCCUUGAUCCGUUUCAGAUGCGUUUGUAAGCCCUGGUCUUCAUCUUUUGAAACCCCUCAUUUCAUUACCAAACAUCAUCGGAACAAUCUCAAAAACAAUAACCUUAAUCUCCUCAUCAAACGUUGUCAUGGUGCUACCCGUGAUGACAUCCAUUAUUUCUCUCAACUUUCGACCGAGAAAGACCAAAAUUUUAGAGUAAAACACAAUAUUCACUUACCAUUUUUCGAGAAUUUUGUGCAUGCACCUUUAGUUCAUGGCCCUUGUAAUGGAAUAUUGUGUUUAGCGGAGCCAGUAGUUGGACAUAAUGUUGCCCUUUGGAACCCAUCUACAAGAGAGUUUAAAAUCCUUCCUCAAUCCACAGUCCAACGCCCUCCUGGACUAGAAUACACUAGUUUUGAUCGCCUUGGUUUUGGGUAUGAUUCUCAAACUGAUGACUUCAAAGUUGUAAUAUUUGUUUCUAAUUGUUUUACAUGGGAAAAUGAAGAAGGAAUGAGCAUUUAUAGUCAUUCGAUCGAUCAAGUUGAGUUAUAUUCGCUUAAAAGCGAUUCAUGGAAGGAAAUUUCAUUUUCUGGGGUUGAUGGUUAUGAUUCUUCUUUGUUUAAUAAUUAUGUCAGUGGGUUUAUUUAUUGGCAAGCAUGUACGGUUGAUGACCUUAUUCUUUCGUUUGAUAUGGUUAAUGAAAAGUUUUCAACUUCACCACUGCCUGAAUUUGGUGGGAGUUUAGAACAAUAUUAUUUGGAUCUUUUGGACUUCAAUGGAUUCCUUGGUGCUAUUUUUUACCCAAGGGAAGGAACUAACAAGUCUUUUGAUUUAUGGGUUAUGAAUGGGUCAUGGACUAAACAAUUCAGUGUUGAAUCUAUUCUUGGAGCAGAGAGGCCUUUGGGGUUUUGGAAAAAUGGCGAGUUGUUUCUCGAGAGCUCAGAUCAAGAACUAGUUUUGUUUGAUCCCUCCAUAAAAGAGCUUAGAAAUCUUGGUAUUCACGCUUAUCAGGAAACAAUGCGCAUUACUACUUAUGUUGAGAGCUUGGUUACAUUGAAUGGAAGAUUAGAGCAUGAGGAAUAUAUAAUACGACGGCCAGCCGAAGACAAAGAUGGAUAGGGAACUACAAAAAAGGAAAGAUUUAAUGGGAUUUGGUCUCUUGAUAUGCACUUUAUCUCAAC